Dioscorea cayenensis subsp. rotundata (Guinea yam) is the source of this 3557-nucleotide messenger RNA. RefSeq names its product receptor-like protein EIX2. NCBI's taxonomy places the organism in Eukaryota, Viridiplantae, Streptophyta, Magnoliopsida, Dioscoreales, Dioscoreaceae. The record is from RefSeq and is a predicted model, not a curated record. Bases 25 to 3237 code for a protein of 1070 amino acids. The transcript has 2 exons. Gene Ontology annotation, molecular function: protein binding.
GUGAGUUAUUCUCUAUUUGAUCUCAUGGCUUUUCUCUCAGUGUUUGUUAUGUUUGUUACCAUUGUUGUCUCAGCCACCCCUGGUUAUCAUGUACAUGGUAUAAGCUGCAUUGAGAAUGAAAGGAUAGCCCUUCUCAGCAUCAAAGAAGGCAUUGAGAGCAACGACCAAAACUGGCUUUCUUCUUGGACCGGCCAUGACUGCUGCAAAUGGAGGGGAGUAUCCUGCAACCUUGAAAGAAGGCACGUCAUCAAGCUUGAUCUCAGACACCUUUAUGAUAUUGAUGAUUAUCCCAUACCACCAAGUAAGUUGAGUUCUUCACUAAUUCAGCUUCACUACUUAAAGCACUUGGACUUGAGCAUGAACAAUUUCAGUGACUCCCCCAUCCCAGACUUCAUUGGCUCCCUCUCCAACCUCCAAUACCUUGACCUCUCCCAUGCCCGAUUCAGAGGAGCCGUUCCUCAUACUCUUGCAAACCUAACAUCCCUGUGCUACCUUAAUCUCAGUUCAUAUUAUUAUGAACCCUUCCUACAAGCUAAUGACCUCCACUGGUUGUCUAGAAUAAAUUCUUUGCAGUACCUUGACUUGAGUGGUGUGGACCUCUCAAAGGUGUCUGGUUGGCUUCAUGAUAUUAAUAUGCUCCCUUCUCUUCUUGUCCUACAACUCUCUGAUACUAAUCUCCAAGGCGGUGGCCUUCAUGAUGCUACUCUCUCUCAUCUCAACUUCACAUCUCUUCGUGUGCUUGAUCUAUCUGGGAAUGGUUAUCUCAACAUCACUCUGCCUCAGUGGUUGUUUAAUCUUACUAGCCUUGUUCAUCUUGAUUUAUCUUUUACUGGGCUCAUGGGAUCCAUGCCUGAAAGAGUUGGAAGACUUAGAAGCCUGCAAUACUUGGAUUUGAAACAGAGUAUGAUAGGUGGAGAUAUACCAGAAUCCUUUGGUAAUCUUAUGUUUCUUCAACACUUGGACUUGUCAUAUAAUGGGUCUGGAGGGUAUGUUUUCAGUGGCAAAUUGCCUGAAAAUAUUGGGAACCUUGUUCACCUUCAGUUUCUAGAUUUGUCUAAUAAUAUGCUUGUUGGGGAAUUACCGGAGAGCAUUGGAAAUCUCAGAAGAUUGCAACAUUUGAGACUGAGAGGUAAUCGUAUCAAUGGCCCAUUACCCGAGUCUAUAGGGAAACUCAGUAGCUUGACAGAGCUAGACUUAUCAAUGAACAACAUUAGUGGAACAUUGCCAAAAUCCAUGGGGAACUUAUGCAAGUUAGAGAAUUUGGAGUUGAGUAGCAAUUUUAUCAAUGGAGCAAUUGAUGAUCUGGUGAAUGGCUUGUCCAGUUGCAGAGGAAACAAGAAAUCCAUGAGAAAUAGUUCUGUUUUAGAGGACACGUAUGGUUUAUUCAACUUAGAUUUGACAAACAACAGAUUUAAUGGGACUGUCCCUGAGAGCAUAGGAAGGUUAGCUAAACUGAGAAUGCUACAGCUUCAGGAAAAUUCAUUCGUUGGUAUAUUAACUGAAAACCAUUUUGUCAAUCUGACAGACUUGUUUUACAUCGAUCUCUCCUAUAAUUUGUUGCAGCUGAACGUGGCUGAGGAUUGGGUGCCGCCUUUUUAUAUUACUUCUUUACUGAUGUGUUCUUGCAGAAUAGGCCCCAAGUUUCCUACUUGGCUUAAAACUCAAAGAGCGUUGAAUCUUAUUUGUCUAUCAGAGGCUGGACUUUCUGGCAAUGUCCCAACAUGGUUUUGGAAUUUUUCACUUGUUGGUUUUAUGCUUCUCAAUAUAUCACACAAUGAUCUAAGUGGAACAAUACCUGCUUUCCCAACUUUCUUCUUGCAGGUUAUUGAUCUGAGUUCAAACAAAUUUGAAGGUUUGAUACCUGAGUUGAAUUCUGGAAGUUUGUAUAUCAUUGAUCUUAGUGACAACUCUUUCUCUGGUACUAUUCCAUCAUCCUUUGCUUCAGCUAGCCAAGUUGAAGCUCUUGCUUUAUCACAUAAUCAUAUUAAUGGCAGCAUUCCACUGUUCUUCUGUGGCCUUAAUUCUUUGACAGUGCUUGAUCUAUCUAGCAACAACAUGUCUGGAGAACUUCCCAACUGUUGGAAUCAGUUGUCAAAGUUAGCAAUAAUCGAUUUAUCUAACAACAGUUUCUUUGGCAGCAUUCCUGAUGCCGUUGGCUCUCUUACCAAUCUUCAAUCCUUGCAUUUGCAAAACAAUUCCCUAUCGGGAAAUCUCCCUUUGUCAUUGAAAAAUGCAAGCAGAUUGGUGGCUCUUGACAUUGGUGAAAACAAUCUUUCUGGGAGCAUACCUGCAUGGAUAGGCGAAAACCUUCUGUCAUUAGUAAUCCUCCGCCUAAAAUCAAACAUGUUUAAUGGUAUCAUACCAGAGCAGUUAUCAAAACUCUCAAAUCUCCAGAUUCUGGAUCUUUCUCACAACAACCUCUCAGGUGGCAUUCCUCAUUCUUUUGGAGAUUUUAAAGCCAUAGUCACAAGUACUAGUAACAGAUCUCUUCUAUUUAUUUCUGAAUAUGAUCAGACAAGGCUUUAUUUUAAUGUCACACUUCUUGGUGCAACUUCACCAAGCUAUAAUUACUUAGAAUCUCUAGUGAUAAGAGCGAAAGGGCAGCAAAGAGAAUACACAAAGGUGCUCUUAUUAGUCACAAGCAUUGACUUGUCAGGCAACAGGCUCUCUGGUGAAUUCCCUAAUGAGCUAACGAAACUACAUGGGUUGCGCUUCUUUAGUCUUUCUGACAAUCUUUUCAAUGGAAAGUUACCAGAAAACAUUGGUGACAUGAAUCAGCUAGAGUCCCUUGAUCUAUCUAUCAAUAACUUUUCCGGUAUCAUUCCUCAAAGCAUAUCUUUGCUGAACUUUCUGGGUCAUCUGAACCUCUCACACAACAAGUUGUCAGGGAAAAUACCAUCAGGCAAUCAACUUCAAACUUUCGAUGCAUCAGCUUUCUUUUGGAAUGAUGGUCUUUGUGGAUUUCCCCUUGGUGAUUGCAAGAAUAAGACUCCUCAUGGUUCUUUAGAUGAAGGAAAUCAAGAUGGAUAUGGAGAUUGGUUUGAUGACUUGUGGCUUUACAUAGGUCUUGCAUCAGGAUUCAUUCUUGGGUUUUGGAUGUUCAUUUUGUUCAUCAUGAUCAACCAAACAAGAAGAAUUUCUUAUUUCCGAUUGAUAGACAAGGCUUAUGAUUGGAUUUAUGUGAAGUCGGUGAUAUACUCCAGGAGACUGAAAUCAAUACUUACAAGGAGGAACUAAGGCCAGGCUUCAGCAUCAAGUGGCGUUGCGGGGAGACAAAGUGUUGAACAUCCUUUUAUCUAUCUUUCCUUUAUUUCCAGUCUUAUGUAUGUUUAUCCUUGAGCAUGUUCCAUUAUGUAACGGAUAUGUAUCGACUAGUAUCUUUGGGGUUAUGAACAUGCAUACUUGUCUAUUUUCUUGAAAAACCUUGUUGUAUGGUGACUUGUAUGACUCUUGGAACCAUGUUAUCUUGUUGUUGAACCUAUUGCUUCAUCUGUGUAUUAUCAUAUUAUGUAUCUUUGGAUAUUUCGCAUUUAUGAUUUUGUGUUUAUGAUUUUGUU